ACCCAGCCAAUUACCCUCCAUCCCCCCCUCUUUACCAUCCUUGUCGUGUCCAACCAAAAUCGACCUCUCAUCAUCAACCAACCCAUCCAGAACGAUCUCAAGAAACGCUUGUAUCCAAUUCACGAUGGAUGAUGACGAGGCUUUCCUCUACGGUGAUGAUGUUCCCGAGACGACGGUCGAAGCUGGAAAACCGGCUGGUGGUCAAUCGGUCCAACCAGCCGUAGAACCUACACCUCCCCUAAACCUACCUGGAAAACCUAUCUCGCCGGUCCCUGCCACUAUCCCAACUACAACUGAACAAGUACAUCGUGCUUUCGAGCUCGCCUCCAAUGCUCUUAUACCUUCCGAACCACUCCCCAUCCCACUCCCAUCUCACCCCGUAGAACCUGCCACUGCUCCGUUCACUCAGGCUCCCCCAAUACAGGCCGCAGUCGAUGAGCAUAGCCGAAACCAGAGCAUUAAUGUCGAUGGCACCGGUAUGGUAGAAGAAGCGGAUGAAGAAGAGGAAGACGAUGAAGUGGGGGACGAGCAAGCUCUACCGGAGGAUUCUGAUGAGGAUCUGGAUAUCAUUUUAGAAGGCGACACCUCAGUUGCUCCUACAGCACCCCCAUCACGUCCCUCAACACAACCCUUGCGUUUUGAAGCUCCGCGAGACUCAGUUCCUUUGGGUCAACCCAUCCAGCAACUCAAUGUUACCACGGAAUACAAACCGCUUGAACGAGUCGACUUGAAGCUUGUUGAUCCAGCUUCUCUCCUACCUCUCAAACCUAGUCCUAUGCCCGUCGCCCAGCCCAAUCCAUCUCCUCGGCACACCCCCCACCAUAAUAGCCACAACAGAUUGCCCACCCCUGAGAAUUUUCCGGCCCCAGGUACUCCUCCUCCUCAACCACCCGCAGAACUGAAGCCGCCCGAUUUACAAGCCGAUAAUCCAGUGAUUCCAUCGGGUUACGAUGACAAAGAUGGGUCUGCAUUGAUGAACUUCGAUUUCGAUGCCCUCCCCGAAAGUGAGAAAGGUUGGAAAAAACCUGGUGCGCAUCUUGCAGAUUGGUUCAAUUACGGCUUCGACGAGACCACAUGGAGAACAUAUGUCAUGAAACAGAAGAGGUUGCGCAAGGAGGAAGGCUGGGCUGCGAACCCGUUUGCGGCUUUCGCCAUGGGUAAUGUAGAACAAGCCUGGGCAGGACUUCCUCCAGAACUGAAAGAUGUCAUGAUGGGGAUAAUUAUGGGAAAUUCAUCGGGGUCGAGAAACAAUAAUCAUGCUCCACAAAUGGCACCAUCGAUACCUCCGAUGAUGGUGAUGAAUCCUAUGAUGCAGGGGAUGGAGAUGGGAGGAUACGGUAUGCAGGGAAUGUCUGGUAUGAUGGGUGGGGCUAACCCACAGAUGAACGGAGGACAUAAUCCAGGCCUGAAUAAUCAACACACUGAGGGCGCUAGUAGAGUCAUUAAGCAAGACCCAGGCGGUGCUUCUGAGCAGCCAGAAGAUUUGUCUGCCCUCUACGGUGAUGAUAUGGACCCGCGAGAGCAACGUCAUCAUGAGCAACAAAGAAUGCAGGACCAAAUGCGACACAUGCAGCAUAUGAACCACAUGGGUAUGGGCGCUGGCUUCAUGCCUGGAAUGGACCUCGCUGCAAUGUUUGGGAAUCCAGAUCAUCCGAUGUUCAUGAAUGGGCCUUCGUUUAACGGGAUGAUGGAAAUGCCACAAAUGCCACAUAUGCAGCAUAUCCCAGCGCAAAUGCAGCAGCAGCAGCAGCAACAACAACAACAACAGCAGCAGCAGCAACAGCAACAGCAAAAACAACAACAGCCGAUUGGACUUGGGCCCUCAAUUAACAUGACGAAGCCACCCAGCCUAAACUCAACACCCAUCAGCACACCGGUCAAUCCAGCUCAGACGAUUCAAACGGGCAUCAGGUCCGAUUCGCCCGGCAUUCUUACCCCGAUUUCGUCGUCUGCGACCGGCCCAGCGACCCAUACAGCAACACCUGGCGACUCGCCAAGUUUGGCAGCAAUGCCUAGUCCUGCAAGCGCAAGAGGACGAGGCGCAAGGCCUGGGGGGAGGGGAAGAGGAAACGCUCAAGCCAGUGCAUUUCUGGCUGCCGCUGCCGCUCGCGGUCGGGGUAGGGUGAUAUCCGCCUCAAACUCUGUCACACCCCUAGCUCCUGUCCCCGCUAUUCCUCUGCUGAGUCCUAAGAUCGAUCCGCCUGUCCAAGCAACGCCGGCUGCUGUACCUGUGGCAACCACCCCGGUAUCUUCAGUACCGCCCACUAGCGAAAGUUUGACUGAGCAUGCAUCCGUCCGACCAGUAUCACCAUUGCCAUCGAACGUUCCUACAGGACCGCGACGAGCAGCGCCAGGCAGUGGCGCACCACUCCCACGGGGACCCCGAGGUGUGCCGGGUGGAUACUUUGACAAGGAUGCAGCGGGUGGUCGGGGAGAUGAAGGACUGGACUACGGCGGCGGAGGAGGAGAUAGUCCACGGGAGGAUCGCAAAUCGAUCAGUCGGCGACACAGUCACAAGAGUGAACGAGAGAAAUCGGAGAAGGAUUCUCAACGGUUCGAGAGAGGCGAAGAUCCUGCGGACAGGUCUCGGUCGAAAUCGCGGGACAAAGAGCUCGCCGACGAGAAAGAAUUCCCCCAUAAAUCUUCCAAGUCUCGCCAUCGACAUCGGGCCCGGUCCAAAUCUAAGGACCCCGCCGAACAUCGCAGUAGUCGUGAGAAGGGCGACAAGGAUAAAGACGAGGGCGGUCAUAAAUCCAGCAAAUCUACUAAUGGGGGGAGAAGGAGUCGUCGGAGUCGUCGGGCAACUGAGGGUGAUGAGAGAGAUGAUGAGCGUUCGCCCCAUGAGGUUGGUGAAGAACGUGACAAGGAGAAAGAGCGGGAUCGUGAUCGCGAUCGCAAUCGCGAAAAGGAUCACUAUAAGGAUAAGGACGAGGAUGAUCAUGCUGAUGGUGACUAUUCAGCGCCAAACUCUGGCUCUCGUAAACGAAAACCGAAAGAAGAGCGGAGCAGUCGAUCAAAGAGGGAACGAGCUGAUUGAUAAAUCAUUCGCUCACUGUUCAUCCGUCUCAUCAUUCUUUUUUUUUCCCCUCUUGAUACACACUAUUGUCUUUAGUCAUUGAAGCACACCUCCCUAUUCAUAUUAGUUAUUACAAUAAUUGGAGGAGAAAAAAAUACAGCAGACUUGAUGAAGCUUGCUGGUUUGAUUUUUUUGCUUGUCUUUUCUGGUUUCUCUCUUCAUUCAUUCUUUCCUUCCUCUCUUUCUCAAACAUUACAAAAUCUUCCCCCUCCCCCCAAAAUCAA
This is a messenger RNA of Puccinia graminis f. sp. tritici CRL 75-36-700-3, 3300 nucleotides long. RefSeq lists its product as uncharacterized. Lineage: Eukaryota; Fungi; Basidiomycota; Pucciniomycetes; Pucciniales; Pucciniaceae. Gene Ontology annotation, cellular component: mRNA cleavage and polyadenylation specificity factor complex. Bases 125 to 3037 code for a protein of 970 amino acids. Gene Ontology annotation, molecular function: RNA binding. The record is from RefSeq and is a predicted model, not a curated record. The transcript has 10 exons.